UCUUCCCUUCACUGGACUAGGCGAUUUCCGGUAAGUCGGAAAUCCCUUUUUUCUUCCUUUCUCCGGUCACGUUCCCUUUUCCGGCUUGUAUUUCCCUUUUUCGGCUUUUUCUUUCCCUUUUCCAUUUUACCUUUAUUCGGGAUGUGGGGGAUGUCUAGAAGGUAGUCGGUGUCGGGGGCUUUCUACGAUAAGUCUUAUCAUACCAUAUAGGACUCCGGCAUGAACAUGCCACUUCCUUCCUCUUUAGUGCCGGAGGGCGAAGAGGUGGAGCUUCAUAAAGGAGGUAUGCCAGGACUUGAGGACUCAACGGUUGAGUCCUGAGAGGUCGGCGUGUUUGGAUCGAACAUGACAAGUGCCGACUUGGCAAGGGUAAGGAGGGAUUAUCAGAUCCCUAAGUCGAUGGUACAUCGUGUGCUUGAGAUAGGGUAAACGCCAGGUCGGCCUCGCAAGGGCGAGCUAGCCGUUUAUGUGGUAGCCCCGCAGUGCGGACUUCGACUGCCCCUACAUCUCGUAGUUCAGAGGGUCACCGCUGCUUUGAGGCUGGCCCCAGGUCAGCUAAUUCCGAACGCCUGGAGAGCAUUGGUCGGGACCUGCGUACUUUGGCAACAACUCGGGCAUCUCGAGCUAUCUGUGGGAAAAUUCCUGUACUUGUACAGGGUGAAAGUUAAUUCUGCAAACUUAGGGUGGUACUAUUUCUCCGCUUGGGCUAAUCGGGGCUAGGUCCUCAUCACCGACAACCCUUCUUCCAACAAAGGGUGGAAAAAUAAGUGGUUCUUCAUGUCGGGGGAGUGGGCGAACCCGGCGAUCGGUGUUCUUGUUGAAUUCAUGAGUCCAGCGAGCCUUCCUCGAACGCAGCCCGAGCUCUCUUCAUCACAGCUUCAGCGCGUAGCUCGUGCAAGGUUGUUGGAACCCGACAAGAGGAACCGAAAGAAGCUGAUCACUCCUCACUCUCUUCCAGACCGGUAUUUCUAAAGUUGCUCCCAGGCUAGCAGACAUGUCCGGAAAUCCUCGCUCUUCAAAGAAAAUGAAGUUGCUCUCCCCGACUGAGGUGGAGCGGCUCAGGAAGGCGGUGAAGCAAGGGGCUUCUCGUUGGGGCAAGGCACCUGGUGGGGUCACGGCCAAUCCCCCGCCUGGGAUCCCAACACUUGGUGAACAGCUCGAGGCUACUGCAGGUACGACGGCCUCUACUGCUGCUGUUGUUGCUCCUGUUCAUGGAGUUGAGGGCGGGACUCCUACUGCUCAUGAAGCGGAGGAAGGGGACUCCACCGCUCAUGGAGUUGAAGAGGCUUCUGCAGCUCGUGGGGUUGAAGCCCCCACUGUUCAUGAGGCAGAGGAAAGAGCCUUCGCUAACCACGAAGUUGAAGAGGCUCCUAUAGAUCGCGGGGUUAGAGCUCCUUCUCCUCAUGAGGCCGAAGGUAGCGGAUCGACUUCCGCAUUGGGCCCUUUGGCGAAGCUUACCGAGUGGGCAUCCCGCCAUGUGGUUGAGGACGACAUCACAGCCUUGUUGGCCCUUCACCCAAUGGACGUGCUGCGGGAGGUGUCAAUCUCCCUUCUGAAGGCAGCUCCCGCUCUCUUGGCCACUCGUCUAACUUUCAAGGACAUCGGGCUGGAUUACGAGAAGCUAGAGGCCGACCUUAAGGCCAAGAUCUCUGAGCUCGAGGUCGUCGCGCUUGAUAGGGAUGCGGCCGUUGCUCAGUCGGAAGCCUUGCAGGGGGCUUUGCGAGUACUGGACGAGGCCCUUCAAGAGGGCGUUUCAAGGCGGUCCGAGUUGGAGGACCUGAGGCUACGGUUUUCUUCCCUAGAGUCUGAGAAGCUGAGGGCCGAGGAAGAGCUCGCGGAGGCGACUUCCAAGUCGGCAGAAGUUGCAGCUCGAUUGGCUGAGGUCGAGGCGUCAAUUCCUAGGGUGCAAGCGGCGGCUGUUAAAGCUUUUAAAGCUUAUGAGGGACGAGCUGAGGAGCUUGAAGAAUACUUUGACAUGGGUUAUGCUCGAUGCGAGGAGCUUGUCAAGUUGAAGUACCCGGAUCUCGACCUGGGCUGUUUGGCUGAGGAGGUUGCUGAGACUUCUGUUCUUGCCGAGGUUAGGGCUGAUGAGGUCGCUGGGGCGCCUAUUCCCGCAGAAGCUCAGGCCAAAGACCUCCCUUGAAGACCGGCUGAGGGCCUGUAAUUUAUUUUUCUUUUGCUCAUGUAAUCUUGACUCUUUUUUUUUUUUUUUUGUCUUAUUAAUGAAUGAGCUUCUUGGAACA
Messenger RNA from Magnolia sinica, 2243 nucleotides. RefSeq lists its product as uncharacterized. The record is from RefSeq and is a predicted model, not a curated record. Bases 995 to 2143 code for a protein of 382 amino acids. The transcript is spliced from 4 exons. Lineage: Eukaryota; Viridiplantae; Streptophyta; Magnoliopsida; Magnoliales; Magnoliaceae.